CGCUCAGUACUGCUCUCAUUGUACAGAGCGCAGCAGGAGGACUAGGAGCAUAGGCUCCGCUUAAGCUUCAGCUCAGGGAAGAUAGAUUUCCCAUGACUCUCUCUCUUUUUCUCCCUCUCUCUCCCUGCCUCCCUCUCUCGCUCUCUUUUUCUGUCUCUGUCCCCCCCCCUUGUCUCUAUCACACGCUCUCUCUUGUGCUGCUUCUUGCUGAUUCCCACCCCAAGAGUUCCUCUUUAUUCCCCUCUUUUGUUUUUUUUCAAGACCUUAAAGGAUAUCCAGUCGCGCAUCACUGUGCAAUAACUGCACUUUAUUUCUGGGAUGUUUACAGAUGGUUUUUAUUGACUGAAAUGACAUGCUUUUUUGCAUUUGAUAUGAGGAGAGAGAGGGAGCGUAUUGCUAUCCGUGUCACCCUCUGAAUAUUUGCUGCAGCUGCUGGCGAGCUGCUCGCCAAGAAGCCACUGCAUAUGUGGUCACCCUGAGCAAAAAGGGAAGGCAGUGAAUGGAUUUUCUUGCAAUGGUUCUCUGCAUCUGACAAUAUUCCAAAUCCAUCUUCCACACAGGAUCCUGUUCGUUUCCAGUGCUUUUUGUCUUUAACAGGAUUGUUUUUUUUUCCUGUGCUGAGGAAUUUUGGAAUUGUUUUCGCUUCCAAAGUGGAGGUCAGUUGACAUCUUUAGCGUCAAGCUCACAUCUUAAUAUGAUAUAAGCUUAACGAUUGCUUGAUUUUUGUCAGCGUGUUGGUACGUGUGUGCGUGACAUCUUGUGUGAGUCAUUUUUCUAAUAUAUCAACUCUCUCCUCGACUUUUUUGUUCACCUCAAGGCUCACCAUGCAAACGUAAAUGCCGGAUCCAUGUAUUAACAAGCACUUUUGGUUGUAAACAUGCUGAGCGGUGUCCUCUUUCUGAGCGUCCUCACGGUCACCAGCCUGUCGCCAUCUGAGACGGAGAGCCGCAAAACUUCAGCCUCCAAAGAUAUCUGCAAGAUCCGCUGCGCCUGCGAGGAGAGAGAGAACAUUUUGAAUAUUAACUGUGAGAAUAAAGGAUUUACCACCGUCAGCCAGUUCCAGGCACCCCCAAAUAAGAUCUCACAGCUUUUUCUAAAUGGGAACUUCCUGUCUCGUAUUGGUGCAAAUGAGUUUGUCAAUUAUGGCAAUGUCACCUCUCUGCAUCUGGGCAAUAAUGGAUUACAGGAGAUCGGGAGCAAUGCUUUUCAGGGGCUGCGCUUCUUAAAGAGGCUGCACUUGAACAACAACAACCUGGAGGGGAUAAAGGAAGACAUGUUUGCGGGACUCGAGAGUAUGGAGUAUUUACAGGCAGAUUAUAAUUAUAUCAGCACCAUUGAACCAGGCGCUUUCAGUAAACUGAACAAGCUUAAAGUCUUGAUCCUCAAUGACAACCUCCUGUUGUCUUUGCCUCCAAAUAUCUUCCGCUUCGUGCUCCUUACCCAUUUGGAUUUACGUGGCAACAGGCUCAAGACUUUGCCCUUUGCAGGGGUUCUGGAGCACAUUGGUGGGAUCAUGGAGAUCCAGCUGGAAGAAAACCCGUGGAAUUGUACUUGUGAUCUGAUUCCUCUAAAAUCCUGGUUGGACACUAUUUCAGUCUUUGUGGGGGACAUUGUAUGCGAGACGCCAUUCAGGCUCCACGGUAAAGACAUCACGCAGCUGAUAAAGCAGGAUCUGUGCCCACGCAGAAAUGCUGGCGAGCGUGCUCACCCUGCCUCUGACUCUCACUUCCAAGGGGCGCUGCCCGCAACCUACCUCCCCGGCAUGAUCUCCCCCACGCGUCUCCCUAAAGCCUCGCGACCCCCUAAAAUGCGCUACCGGCCGACUCCUCGCAUCGCAAAGGACAAACACGUCUUUGGGCCUAUAAUGGUUUACCAGACACGCUCGCCUGUGCCUAUAUUGUGCCCCAGUGUGUGUGUGUGCACAUCCCAAAACCCGGACAGUGGGCUGAACAUCAACUGUCAAGAGCGGAAGUUGCAUAACAUCAGUGAGUUGAACCCAAAGCCCUCGUACCCAAAGAAACUGCACCUGACCGGUAACUACCUUCAAGUGAUCUACAGACCCGAUCUGACGGAGUACAGUCUGCUGGAGCUGCUUCAUUUAGGAAAUAACCGGAUCGCGGUGAUUCAGGAAGGCGCAUUUGAGAACCUGACAAAUCUGAGGCGGCUCUAUUUGAACGGGAAUUACAUCGAGUCGCUUUCGCAAUCGCUUUUUGCCGGCCUGCAAUCGCUCCAGUAUCUGUAUUUGGAAUACAAUGUCAUCAAAGACAUUUUACCGCAGACCUUCAACGCUUUACAUAACCUUCAGCUGCUUUUUCUCAACAAUAACCUGCUGAGAUCACUGCCUGACAACGUCUUCGGGGGCACCAUGCUAACGCGACUCAAUUUAAGGAAUAAUCACUUCUCCUAUCUGCCCGUUAAGGGUGUGCUUGACCAGUUAUCGGCAUUUAUCCAGAUUGACCUCCAGGAGAACCCCUGGGACUGCACCUGUCACAUUGUGGCACUCAAAAACUGGAUGGAGCUGUCCAGCACCAGUGUCGUGGUUAAUGAAAUCACUUGUGACUCACCCUCUAAGCACGCUGGUCGCCUGCUGCGCUCACUGCGCAAUGAGGCCAUCUGUCCCGAGCCAAGCCAAGAGCCCCCACCUCAAUAUGCCCCCCCUACCAAAGCCCCGACAUUUGUGAGUCCCAGUACUGAGUCACCAACACCCUCUUCCUCCUCUUCUUUCAGCUCAGUCAGACCCACUGAAUCCCGACUGCAAACCCCUGAGCUGCAUCCAGAAGUCCCGCUUUCAGUUCUCAUUCUAGGGCUUCUUAUUGUUUUCAUCCUGUCAGUCUGUUUUGGAGCAGGGCUCUUUGUCUUUGUUCUAAAACGACGCAAAGGGGUGGAACAUGUCCCAACGGGCUCUAACAAUAUAGAUCUGAACUCCUUCCAACUGCAGUAUGGCUCCUACAAUCCAGAACCAACCCAAGAUAAAAAUUCCCAAAGUCAUGUGUAUAAUUACAUCCCCCCACCCAUGGGUUCUAUGUGCCAAAACCCAAUUUACAUACAAAAAGAUGGCGAGCAAGUGGCAUUUUACCGUAACCUCAAGGAGCUAAGCUUUGGGCCUCUGAAUGCAAAGAAAGAUGAUAUUCUUACACGCAGCUCGGGAGCUUUUACCAUCGGCACAGUGGAUUUUAAGGACAAAUCGCCAACAUCGCCGCCGGAAAUGUUAUAUCAAAAUGUAGGCGAGAGGCCCAACAAGGAGCUUCCAACAGCAGCUGGUACCUCACCCUUCAGUUAUAAUUUCUGCACUUUACCCAAAAGACCUUGCAUCGUGCCCCCCUACGAGGCUGCCACAGCCCCGCGACAUGUCACCAACCAAGACAUGUUAAGCAAAACUGUGGUGUACGGAACCCCCAGGAAAUGCUUUGGGGUCGAGCUCCCUUCCAAAAACAGUGAGCACCAAUUUCUUCUUCAUGGGAAGCUAAAAACAGAACCGGACUAUCUGGAAGUUCUGGAGAAACACACGGCUAUGAGCCAGCUGUAAGAUAAUGAUGUAAUAUCCUCCCAAGCUCCGCCCCCUCCACCAAGGAUCUUUGGAACAUUCAUAAUGAUUAUAAAGUGUCAAUUAGCAACUGUUAUUAUAGCCCACUAUAUCGCUGUCUUAUCUCUGUGUUGAAGCUCAGAUGAUGGACGGAAAACAAACUUAUUAUUACGGAUUACAUCUCUUCUAUUUUCUUUCCAAUAUGUAUAAAAGAAGUAUAUUAGAAUCCCGUUCUAUUUUUUUUUCCUAGAGAGUAUAAAUUUUUCCUUCUUCCUUCCUCAAAGUAAAUCCCUGAAGACCUGAAUGAUGGCAAGACUGUGUAAAAUAUAUGGCCUUGUGCAUUGUUUUUUUUAACACGGAAUUUUAUUUUUCCCAAGACAAAGAAAAUAUGAAUCAAUGGGUCUUUGUAGAUGGAGAAAAAGCUGCAGAAUGACAUUCCUGUACAUACAUAGACUGCACAUAUAAAAGGUGAGCGUUAACCCAUCAAAAAUAACCUCUUGAAAUGUACUGAGCAAACUCACUGCAUUCACUCCAUGUGCCUUUGCACUCCGUUUUUUUGUCAUUGAUGUUCUCUGCCGAUUGAUUUUAACUGGAAAGUGUAUUUUAAGGAAGCAAAUCUUUAUGUAAAUUUUUAAAACAAUAUAUUUGUCAGCUCGGGAAAAAAAGCAAAGUAAAUGUACUUGAAAAUGGCUGUGACAUGCUCUAUAUCUUUUGACCAGGACAUGUAUUUUAAUUCAGUAUUGUCUUUGGCUAUGUACAACUUUGAAACAAACAUUGUAUGCUAUGAGGGAGCAACAUAGAAUGGUACAAUUGCGCCAUUAAAUUU
Molecule: messenger RNA, 4349 nt
Organism: Syngnathus typhle (broad-nosed pipefish)
Lineage: Eukaryota; Metazoa; Chordata; Actinopteri; Syngnathiformes; Syngnathidae
Gene: slitrk2
Product: SLIT and NTRK-like family, member 2
Exons: 1
Coding region: 878-3526 (882 amino acids)
Biological process (GO): regulation of presynapse assembly; axonogenesis; positive regulation of synapse assembly
Cellular component (GO): membrane; glutamatergic synapse
Molecular function (GO): protein binding
Source: RefSeq, a predicted model, not a curated record